Molecule: messenger RNA, 164 nt
Organism: Fulmarus glacialis (Northern fulmar)
Lineage: Eukaryota; Metazoa; Chordata; Aves; Procellariiformes; Procellariidae
Product: keratin-associated protein 9-4-like
Exons: 1
Source: RefSeq, a predicted model, not a curated record
AUGUCCUGUUGCACGUCCUGUUGCACGCCCACAUCCUGUCGCACAUAUAGGUCCCAUCGCACGUAUAGGUCCCGUCGCACGUAUACAUCCUGUUGCACGUCCAUGUCCUGUUGCACGUCCUGUUGCACGCCCACAUCCUGUCGCACAUAUAGGUCCCAUCGCAC